AUGAUUACAAAUUGCCUUGUGUCAAAUGCUUUCACAGAGUAGACCUGAGACUGAUGCCUCUGAGUUUUUACAGCUAAAUAAACACUGGCUGCUUUUUCAGUUGGAUGGCCAGCUCUCCUCAGACUCUGAUUGGUAGAAUGAACACAGAAAGGACCCAUUGAGUGUAACCAGAGGAAUUUAGGGUGCUCAUGCGACUCUGGUAAACAUCUGACCUCUCACUCUACACUCGGUUCCUCCUCUCCUGCUACCUUUCUAUUUCUCCCUUCUCUGCAUGUAUCCUUAAGAGCUGGGUACACUAGAGUGAACUAAAGUUUGUUUGUGGUUGCCGUGAAUAUUCUCCGCCAUGAAGUGGAGGGUGGUGCUAUUUGUUCUUCUUGUUUCUCAUUUGAUCAUUCAGUUUGGCAUGUGCCAAAAGGUUGAACCUGACCCAAAGACCAAAUCUGAGAAGAGAAAUGGCAAGUCUGAGUCUGGGAAGGGAUCAGGAAAGACUCUUGCUUCCAAAACUAGAGUGAAAACCACCCCUGAAACCCCUAAAGAAGCUCAGAUGUACCUCACUCAGGUGGUAAACAAGGGAAGGUUUCAGAAAGUGGCGGACACGCUGACUGUCCGAGCAGGCGAUACGUUAGAGCUGAGGUGUAAAGGAAAUCCUGUCCAGUGGACUGUUCCUGCAUAUCUAGAAGAGGAUGAUGAAGGACGACUUAGGACAGUUCAGCAUGAACGUUAUGGUACACUGAUUUUGGUAAACACAACAGCAGCAGAUACAGGGGAGUUCACCUGCUAUCCCAUGUAUUGUGAGGAUAAAGACUGCAGAAAACAGUAUGACAAAAGUGUCAAAGUCUACAUCUUUUUUUCAGACCCUCAGGAGUUGUUUGUACCUUCUGCUGAGUAUUACGAGGUCAUUCAGCUUCGCACUAACUGGCCCACCGUCCUGCCCUGCCAGGUGACUUCUCCACAAGCAAAGGUGUCUUUACACCAGGAAUUUCCUCCAAUGGAGGUAAAUGUGGACGGACGAGAAAUCUCCUUUGAUGUCAAGAAGGGUUUCACCAUCCACAGACCGAAACAGUAUCAUGCUGGAUCUCUGUACUGCGAGGCAAGCCUGGGAAACCUUCGCCAGAGCUCAACCAAAUACAUGCUCAUCUAUGUCAACUAUCCAGCCGCCCCUCCGUUUCCUGCGAUCCAGGCCUCCUCCGACACUGUGGCAGUGGGACACAAUCUUCAGGUGACAUGCACUGUGAUAGGAGAGCAGGACGUGUUGGUGGAAUUUACCUGGGAAUAUCCUGGACAAAAGAUUGGGCGCCCGCUGUACACCCUGGACAAUGUGCAGACAGUGCAAGUGGAUGGGCAGAACCGACAGAGAACUCAGAUAAUACUGCUGGUGGACGAGGUCAGAGAGGUUGACCAAGGAACAUACACAUGCACAGCUCAAAACCUACAGGGUUCAAGGUCUGCAUCAACCACUGUCAAAGUGCAGUCAGCACAAACCACCACCAAGCCUAAGAAGCCAUGAAGUCCUAUUCAGAGAAAUCCUAUAGAAACCUGAAAACCUGGAUCAUUCCAAUCAGAUAUUCUUAGCUAUAACAUGUUAUACCAAAUGACUGUACAAUAACCAGAACGAUCCUCACAGAACACUGUUUUUUUUCUCUCUCUUUGGAGAAGACACAAGUCAGGUGGAACAGAUCAAAGUGUAAAUAGUGCUUAAAUUAUAUAGUAUGUGCAUUCACAUUGUUUUACUGAACCCUACAACAUAAAAGGGGAUUGUAUACUGUAUAUGUGAGAAUAUAAUUUUAAUUUGAGAAGACAGAAUUUAAAUAUGACAAUUAAAUAUGCAACUAUAGAAAUUCUGGCAUAAAUGGAUAAACAAAAAAUGGAGAGAGGGUUAUGUAUCUGUCUUAGUCUUUGUGACAUUUAACUGUAGGCUAUUUAUAAAUUUCUAAUAUUGUGCAGUUUUGAAUCCUGUACCUACAUGCUUUGAUUUUUUUUUUCAUAAUAUUCAAUAAAACAGUAUUUUCAUGCCAGCUUCU
This is a messenger RNA of Carassius carassius (crucian carp), 2021 nucleotides long. RefSeq names its product platelet-derived growth factor receptor-like protein. The record is from RefSeq and is a predicted model, not a curated record. The transcript is spliced from 6 exons. NCBI's taxonomy places the organism in Eukaryota, Metazoa, Chordata, Actinopteri, Cypriniformes, Cyprinidae. Bases 344 to 1507 code for a protein of 387 amino acids.